AUGUCUGCAGAUCAUUCAAGAGAUCCUUGUCCAGUCGUGAUUCUCAGCGACUUUGGUGGUGCCUUCGCCAUGGGUGUCAUCGGUGGCUGUGUGUGGCACGGUAUCAAGGGAUUCAGAAACUCGCCCAUGGGUGAGCGCCACCUGGGCGCGGUCAGUGCCCUCAAGGCGCGUGCACCAGUGGUAGGUGGUAACUUCGGUGUUUGGGGUGGUCUCUUCUCGACUUUCGACUGUGCAGUCAAAGCGGUGCGUAAGAGAGAGGACCCCUGGAACGCGAUCAUCGCAGGUCUCUUCACCGGUGGUUCCCUUGCCAUCAGAGGUGGCUGGAGACACACCAGAAACAGUGCCAUCAUGUGUGGAUGUCUACUGGGUGUGAUGGAAGGUGUGGGUCUCAUGUUCCAGAGAUAUGCUGCCUGGCAAGCCAAGCCCAUUGCUCCUCCUUUGCCCGAAACUCAAAAACCUAUGCAGGCAUGA
Messenger RNA from Lachancea fermentati, 471 nucleotides. Lineage: Eukaryota; Fungi; Ascomycota; Saccharomycetes; Saccharomycetales; Saccharomycetaceae. The record is from the annotation of a GenBank genome assembly.